Messenger RNA from Populus nigra (black poplar), 1003 nucleotides. RefSeq lists its product as uncharacterized. The transcript has 3 exons. The record is from RefSeq and is a predicted model, not a curated record. Gene Ontology annotation, biological process: chloroplast fission. NCBI's taxonomy places the organism in Eukaryota, Viridiplantae, Streptophyta, Magnoliopsida, Malpighiales, Salicaceae. The coding region runs from base 241 to 984 and encodes 247 amino acids.
AAAGCAAACCCACACAAAAAGAAGAAAGGAAAGGAGCAGAAUGAUUUGUUUUGUUUUGAUAAAAUACCAAAUGGAAACCUUAAGAAAUAAUUAAGAAGAGACCUACCUUCCAAUUUCAUUACGUUUAAUGGUCUCAAGCUUUCUAUUUCCACCACAAACCAACCAUAGCUGGCCAAGUCUGGAAAGUUUUCAAGCGAACAUUGCUGAGAAACCUUAUAGAGUUGGGGGGGCUCCUCUUCGAUGGAGUUAGGGGGGAACCUGCAGAAUCUCGUUGAGAGAGCACGGGUUUUGCAUGAUCGGCUCAAUGAAGAGAUCGAGAAAAUUAACAGCUCCUUCUGCAGAUUCUGUUCAGAACAUGGUCGCUAUUGUAACAUAGUGGAGACCCCAUUUCAGGAGAAGGAAGGAUUGAUUUCCAUCAAAGAUUCAUUGAAGAAAGUAGGGAACGCCCUUAUGCUUUUACAGUGCACAAGAAAAUAUUCAAGAUCCAACUACAUCAAGAGAUUACGAUCAUGGCAGCCGAUUGAUAGGCAAGAGUCUCUUACACGUUUAGAAGAAAGCAGGUUAACUCUCAUGGAAAAGAUAGCACAGUAUCAAGGAAGACCACUUGGUGUGGUGGAAGAACUGAACGCAUGUUUUAGCAAUGGAGAGACUGCUUUUCACAGGAAGUUGAGGGAGACAAAGAAGAUCAAAGGUGAUUCUGAUAUCCGAAAUGAAAAGAGGAGGGAAAAUCCUGGUUUUUGUUGGAUUAGAAUGCUAUUCAACCCAUGGAAGUGGAAAAGAGCUGCUGGGGUUACAGCAAAAUUGAUUUUGAUUUCAGCUAGCAUUUCAUCUACAGCAAGAUUCUGCCAGGGUGGGCUUUUUUCUUGCAGUUCACGAAGAAAAGUCCUUUCAUUGCUGAAACCCAUAGAUCCAAGAACAAAAGAAAAUAGCACAGCAUUAUCCCUCUCAAAUAGUCCUCUAGAUGUUUUUUAUGGCAGGGGAUGAAUUCAUUAUUUGCUGAAAA